AACUGGAAUACAAAUAAGCACGUAGUAAACAGAGGGCAAAAGGGAAGAGCCUCCCUGUGCUCUGAGCAUUACACAAACAACCAAAGGGACACUCAGCGACAAGCACCAUCUGGAUCAGACCACUGUCAAAAUCAGGAGCAGUACGAGCGGUGUCCUGAUGAGAGAGUGGGCUGAAGUGGACAUGAGUUUCUCUGCUGGGGGGUUUGUAUCCUGCCCUGAUGGAUACUCCACUGAAUCACUGCACUACUAUGACAUGCUGGCUGACCCUGUGUACCACCCUCUCCAGGACCCUGACCUCCAGCUGCUCCCGUACAGCCCACAGCAGCAGUACAGCUCGGGCUACUGCGUGUACUCCCCUCCCUCCUCCUCUUCUCCCUCCCCCUCAUCGCCCUCUUCUCUGACCUGCCCUCCUCUGCACCACUACAGCCCCCCUUAUGCGGAGGCGACCUUCGACCCCAGCCCAGGGCCUCACUACAAGGGCAGCGCGCAGGAGCUGGGGGCCCCAGGGCUUCUUCAUGGACGCAGGAUGAGGAUGGGUUCAGGAGGGAGGAGGAGGGAUCAGGAGGAGCUGUGUGUGGUGUGUGGAGACAAAGCAUCGGGCUACCACUACAACGCUCUCACCUGCGAAGGAUGUAAAGGUUUCUUUCGCCGCAGUGUGACUAAGAAGGCGGUGUACCAGUGCAAGAGCGGGGGCAGCUGUGAGAUGGACAUGUACAUGAGGAGGAAGUGCCAGGACUGUCGACUACGCAAAUGCAGGGCUGUGGGCAUGCUCGCUGAAUGUCUGCUGACAGAGGUGCAGUGUCAGUCCAAACGCCUGAGGAAAGGAGGCAGAGGCAGGUCCCAGGAGGAGGACUGUCCUGAUGGAAAACAAAGGGUCAGCUCCACCAGCAAACAGCACCCACAUGUGCGGUCUCCUGGUCUAACUGGAGAGCAAAAGUACAUGGUGGACAGGAUGGAGGAGGCCCACAGACUGUUCAGAACUCAAGACUGCAGCUUUGACAGAAUGUACGAGUGGUCGUACACAGAGGAGGAAGUUGUGUCUGAUGUGCCUCAGCUGCACAGACUGUUGCAGUAUGCUAGGACCAUACCAGGCUUUGACCUUCUGGACCCCUCAGAGCAGACUUCACUCUUGUCUGCCUCUUCUGUAGAAGUGCUGUUUCUGCUCUCAGCACAGCAGUUCUCCCACUGCCCCAACACCUCCCCCUCAGGUCUGCACUUGUUCAACAUGUGGUCGCACAAGUGGCACAGAAAUUCAAAGGAGAGCCUCCGUAACAGGACACUCACCAGCUCAGAAGUCUGUGAGGACCUGCUAGAGCCUGUAUUGACGUUCUUUCACAGCAUGGUGGCGCUGCAGCUUUCAGAAGCCGAAUAUGCCCUACUCACUGCUACAGCACUACUCUGCUCAGACCGGGCGUCCCCACAGGCUGCAGACUGUGUGGAGAGCAUGCAGGAGUUUGUGCUGGAUCUGCUGUCCAGGGUCUGUGGGUCCCAUGGCGGAGCUGCACGAGGGGGGCCACAGCGUUUUGGGCGGUUGUUGGGCAGAUUGACGGAGCUGCGCACUCUUAGACACAACUACCUCAUUUUGAGACAACAGAGUGGACUGACAGGCGCAGCCCAUUGUCACUUAUAG
Boleophthalmus pectinirostris (great blue-spotted mudskipper) is the source of this 1630-nucleotide messenger RNA. It is a transcript of the gene nr1h5, whose product is annotated as nuclear receptor subfamily 1, group H, member 5. NCBI's taxonomy places the organism in Eukaryota, Metazoa, Chordata, Actinopteri, Gobiiformes, Gobiidae. The transcript has 11 exons. Bases 158 to 1630 code for a protein of 490 amino acids. Gene Ontology annotation, molecular function: nuclear receptor activity; RNA polymerase II cis-regulatory region sequence-specific DNA binding; zinc ion binding. The record is from RefSeq and is a predicted model, not a curated record. Gene Ontology annotation, biological process: negative regulation of transcription by RNA polymerase II; bile acid signaling pathway; positive regulation of transcription by RNA polymerase II.